AUGCUUGAUUUCGAGCUUUCAACCAUAAAUGAAAUAAAAAAGGUGUUCCCAAAUACGUCAUUACAUGGAUGUUUUUUUCAUUAUUCGCAAGCUCUAUGGAGACAUAUUCAAGAUAGCGGGUUUGCUAUUAAAUAUCGUGAAGAAUCUAAUUUCGCAUUAAACAUUAAAAAGUUAAAUGCAUUAUCAUUUGUUCCUCCGCAUUUGGCAAUUAAUGCAUACGAAGCAAUUUUGGAAACUGAGUUUUAUAUUGAAAAUGAAACCUUAUUAUCAGAUUUUUUGGGUUAUUUUGAGAGUACGUGGAUUGGGAAAUUAUGUCGUAAUAAAAAACGCCGAAAUCCCAGAUUUCCAAUAGAGCUAUGGAAUUGUUACAAUCUCGUUAAAUAUGAUAUUCCAAAAACAAACAAUUCAGUAGAAGGGUGGCAUAAUUCAUUUAAUUCAACAUUAAAUGCACUCCAUCCUUCGAUAUGGAAGUUUAUCGAAGCGCUAAAAAAAGAAGAAAAACUUAAUCGUUUAAAAAUGCAUAAAUUGUUGGCUGGAACGGAACCAAGACAAAAACUUUAA
Messenger RNA from Metopolophium dirhodum (rose-grain aphid), 561 nucleotides. RefSeq lists its product as uncharacterized. The coding region runs from base 1 to 561 and encodes 186 amino acids. NCBI's taxonomy places the organism in Eukaryota, Metazoa, Arthropoda, Insecta, Hemiptera, Aphididae. The transcript has a single exon. The record is from RefSeq and is a predicted model, not a curated record.